AUGUCGUCCCAUGGCGGACAGCAGAACUUCCCUUUCGGUUACCAACCUGAAAACCUUCAUGGAAUCGGUUUGCCCGAGUUUAUGACCCCGGGCCCUCCUCCGGGCCAGCCUUUGCUGAACGCACACGAGAAUCGCGACCUGGACAACUUCUUCCAAGGCUUUGAUCAAAAUGGCGCUGCCAACAAAGCCCUUACGCACACUCAGUUCAAUUCCCCUGCCGACCAUGACCACCUCUUUGAUAUGCCCCCGAUGUUUGUGGGUUCGGACACUGCGUUGGCUCAGCGGUCCAUCAUCGAUCAACAUCAACUAACAGGAGCCGGAUUCCUGUAUGGCGAUGGCUUUCUGGGACAUGACAUGAACACGGUCUCACAGACGACUCCACUGGUCCCUGGAAUGCACGGGAUUUCGUACAGUGAUGCAACAUUCCCAAAUCCUCUCAUCACUCAGCUCCAAUCCGCGGUAUCAAUGCAACCGGCUUACACUCAAGGUUGGCAACAGUCCUAUCCACCUCAGAACGCAAUCAGGAUUCCUCCGCAGGGUCGUCUAGGAAUGGAUUUUGGCACCGAUUCUCGAUUUCAACCAACUGGCUAUGCUGCUCCUCACAAUCCUAUGGAUCCUGACCUGCCUCAGGGAUUGCAGAUGAAUAACCCCAUUGGCGAGUGGUUGGAACCGGCCAGUGGAAGCACCACCCAACCAAACACACAGCCAAAUACCCAACCGUCAAGUCCCACUUGGUCAAAGAAAAGAAAUUUUGACGACUUCGUCAGAGAUCAACAACCGCGCAACGGCUUUCUUGCCUCGGCACAGCAGACCAGCAUGGCUCAACCAUCUCCUCCGCAGUCCAACCCUCGCAGGAAGCGUUCUGAGAUCAAGACCGAAAAAAGGACAUCAAUUUCUCAGCCGCCAACACCGCUAUCCAACAGCAAACCACAUUCCCCGCUCAACUCCAACGACCCAGGUAUAGGUGAGCAGGAGCCAGAUGCUGAGGCAGAGGCCGACAGGGAAGACGACGAGGACGCCACAGAACAGCCCAGAUCACCUUCCCCGGCACCCUGGCCGGCCUCUAAAGCUCGCCCUCCGCGAAACACAAAGGCUCCCCCUCCAAAGCCCCCUCGUAAGAAGAAGGCCAGUGCGAAUGCGUCUACUCCAAGUAAGCCCAAGUCAAAGGUCCAACGGCCCAGCGUCACCUCCACCCGUGUACCUCUUAGCCUCGAGCAAAAGAAAGCUAAUCACACGAACUCGGAGCAACGCCGUCGGGAUGCAACAGCCCGUGCGUACGCUGAACUAUACGAUCUGGUCCCAGAACUUGAAGACAUGGGGAAGCAGAGUACAAUGAAAAAGCUCGAGGUCGUGGUGGCUAAGGUCCAGCGUGUGAAGCAAAAGGUUGACGAACUAAGGGCGAAGCUCGGCAUGGAUCCCAUGACUGGAAGGCCAAUUGGCGGUCCAACUGGAGGACCAGCGAUGCUCUUGUACAGUGACGUUCCGGGCUGGCGCCAAUGA
This is a messenger RNA of Cladophialophora bantiana CBS 173.52, 1500 nucleotides long. RefSeq lists its product as uncharacterized. Gene Ontology annotation, molecular function: protein dimerization activity. Lineage: Eukaryota; Fungi; Ascomycota; Eurotiomycetes; Chaetothyriales; Herpotrichiellaceae. The transcript is spliced from 2 exons. The record is from RefSeq and is a predicted model, not a curated record. Bases 1 to 1500 code for a protein of 499 amino acids.